This is a messenger RNA of Diprion similis, 3161 nucleotides long. RefSeq lists its product as uncharacterized. The transcript has 14 exons. Lineage: Eukaryota; Metazoa; Arthropoda; Insecta; Hymenoptera; Diprionidae. The coding region runs from base 35 to 3109 and encodes 1024 amino acids. Gene Ontology annotation, biological process: proteolysis. The record is from RefSeq and is a predicted model, not a curated record. Gene Ontology annotation, molecular function: metal ion binding.
UUGUAGCCGAAGCAUUAGAGCACAUAAAAACGUCAUGGCUCCCGUUGACAGCUCCCCGGCUAGUAACAUGGCUGGUUUUGAGUUAAUAUGUUCAUUGAAAUCGAACGAUUUAAUACCCGUGCAUAAAUAUAAAUCGUCAAACACCGGGCUCACCGUUGUUAUAGCGGAGGUGGACGGCCCCGUCGUCAAUGGGUACUUUUGUCUGGCCACUGAGGCCUAUGAUGAUGACGGUCUCCCCCAUACGCUGGAGCACUUGAUAUUUUUAGGCAGUGAAAAAUAUCCUUACAAGGGUGUUCUAGACUUGUUAGCUAACAGAUGUUUAGCAUCAGGUACAAACGCUUGGACGGAUACCGACCAUACUUGUUACACUAUGACCACAGCUGGGAGCGAAGGAUUUCUCUCACUGAUGCCCAUAUUUCUUGAGCACAUUCUGUAUCCGACGUUAACGGAUUCUGGAUUCAUAACCGAAGUUCAUCAUGUAACUGGGGAAGGGGAAGACGCGGGUGUAGUCUAUUGCGAAAUGCAGGGAGGAGAAAAUAGUGGAGAAUCUUUGGUCCAUAACGCUUUAACAAGAGCUAUUUAUCCAGGACGUUGUGGAUAUAAAUCAGAAACUGGAGGUAUGAUGAAAAACUUGCGAGAAAGUACGAACAAUGAUAAAGUCAGAAAGUAUCAUAAGGAGUUUUACAGGCCGGAAAAUUUGACCGUUAUCAUCACUGGACAAGUGAAACAUGCGGACGUUUUUAAAGCUGUGCAACCACUUGAACAAAAAAUAAUAUCAAAGGGGGAUAGAGGACCAUAUGUAAGGCCUUGGCAAAGCCCAGUCCCGCCAUUAACAGAGAGUAUUGAUUUGGACAUACAUUAUCCCUGCGACGAUGAGGAUAAUGGACUGAUAAAUAUUGGUUGGCGUGGUCCGUCAGCAGUUACUGAGCUAUACCAGUUAACAGGGUGUUCAAUACUGCUUAAAUAUUUGACAGACAACUCAGUCAGUCCUCUACAGCGAGAAUUUGUUGAAAUAAAUGAUCCUUAUGCAAGUAAAGUAGCCUACUCUCUUGCCGAAAAUUCAGAGGCCAUGUUGUACUUGAUAUUUGAAAAUGUGCCAAAGGCGAAGAUACCGCUGGUAAAGGAUCAUCUAGUUAAAACGCUGAAAGAUAUAGCUGAUGGAGAAAAUGGUAUUGAUAUGAAAAGAUUGAACACAGUCAUUCAAAGACACAUAUUAGAAACUUUGAGUAACUUGGAAAAUAGUCCACAUGAUUCAGUCGCGUUUAUGGUAAUUGGCGAUAUUCUUUACGGCCAGAGUAAAGAAGAUCUGGACCACAGAUUAAACCAAAUAGAGGAUUUGAAGAAGCUUGGUAAAGAACCAGCCUCAUAUUGGCAUAAUAUUUUGAAGAAAUACUUCAUCGAAGGGCCUAUGGUGGUUGUGAAAGGAUUUCCUAGCCAGGAGAAACAGCUGGAAAUAGGUAAAAGUGAACGGCAAAGAGUAGAGCAGCAAAUAGAAGCACUGGGACCAGAGGGUCUUAAGAAAAAAGCACAAGAACUGCAGGAAGCAAUGACUUUGAAUGAGAGACCAAUUCCUGAUGAGAUGUUAACAUGUGUCCCAAUACCCAGCACAGAUUCAAUAAACUUUCAUCAUAUUAAGAAUUUCACAUCAGACACAGCCGAGCAGCAUCCCAAAUUGAAUUUGAACAAUUUGCCAUUGUUCACGUAUUUGGAUCAUGUCAAUACAAACUUUGUCUAUAUGUCCGUGAUUAUGGACUCAGCUGGUAUACCACGGGAGUUGAGGCCCUAUCUUCCGCUUCUUCUUGAAGCGAUAUUGGAAAGCCCUAUUAAAAGAGGUGACACGUUGAUACCAUAUGAACAAGUUGUUGCCGAACUUGAAGCGGACACUAUAGCGACUAGCAUUGGAAUAGGAUUCGAUGGAACAUCUAGGUUUUCAUGCGGAGCUUACAGUCACAGCGUGAAUUUCAUGUUACAACUUGAGCCAACUAAAUAUGAGAAAGGAAUACAAUGGAUCAGGGAACUUCUUUACGAGACUGAACUCACUCCAGAGAGACUGAGAAUCAUUGCUGCUAAAAUAGUCAACGAAGUUGCUCAGGUUAAAAGAAAGGGAAAUAAAGUCGUAGGUGAUCUUAUGAAAGGUCUUAUAUAUAGUAAGGACAGCAAUCACUUUUCAUCUAGUAUGUUGAGGCAGCAUAAAUUUUUGACAGAAGUAAUUGAACGUUUGAACAACAGUGCGACUCAAGACGAAGUAUUAAAAGAGAUUGAAUCGGUUAGGAAAACAUUGACUACGUCUGAGAACAUGGUGUUUCAUAUGGCGGUAAAUGUUGAUAAGUUGGCUGGUCAUGUUUCCAACAUCUACCAACCUUGGGAGGUACUAUUACCUCAAGGAAACAAUCCUAGCAAAUCGAAAUUACGUGUUACACAGGAUUGGGCGCUGAUGAUCCCGCCAGCUGAUGAACCAGCUAACAGCUGUGUUACAGGCCUUGGGUGUAUUGAGUCCGCAUUUUUCUGUCAAUGCAGUCCUUGUAUAAAAGAUUUUCUCAGUCCUGAUUUAGUGCCGCUACUCGUAUUUUUACAAUAUCUAACACAACUCGAGGGUCCGAUGUGGAGACAAAUCAGAGGUCAGGGAUUAUCUUAUGGAUACAGUGUUCUCCCUCACCUAAACGAGGGAUUUUUGUACUUGACGUUUUACAGAGCAACGAACGUCCUGGCUGCUUACAAGGAGGCUAAAACCAUAAUGGAAAGUCAUUUUGAGGGUGGGAAGUGGGAACAGGCUCUGUUUGAGUCAGCUAAGUCCUCUUUGAUAUUCGAAGUAAUUGAGAGACACAAAAGUGUUGGUGAUGUGGUAGCUCAGUCACUUUUUUCUUACUUAAAAAAUGUCCCUCACGACUAUGACAGACGCAUGGUUCAACACAUAUCGGCAGUAACAAUUGAGGAUAUAAAUUCUGUCGGACCUAAAUAUGUAAAACAAUUAUUCGACCCCAAGGAAUGCAAAACAACUAUUGUUUGUCAUCCUUCAAAAGCGACCGAAGUUGCUGAGGGUUUUGAAGAGCUAGGCCAUAAUUUGAAAGUGUACAAUUCAUUAGAAGAAAGUUACCUCAAUGUUUGGUAAAUCGCUAAUAAUUCAACAUCGCGGGGUUUUCUUUUAUUCAUUCUAUUCAUUU